UUUCAAUAUUUUAACUUACAAGCUGGCCUGCAGACUGCAAAGCCAGCAUUGCAGCAAGUGGUGGGGCUUCUGGGCAUGAAGGGGCCAUGCUACUGGGUCUCAGCCUCUGGUGUUGCUCCACUCUGGCUGCAGCACACCCAUCUCAACCAGGAUGGUAAACCUGGCUGCCAUGGUGUGGCGCUGCCUCGUGGAGAAGUGGUCCAUGCUGGUCCUGGUCUUCAGGCUCUGGCUGGUCUUCAUCCUUAGCAGCACCUUGAAGCAGGAGGAGAGAACAGUGAGAGUCCGCAUCAGGGCAGUUGUGGCAUUCCAGAUCCUCUUCAUGGCUGUGGAAGAUCACUUCCAAUUGUGCUUGGCUAAGUGCAAGAACUCUUCCAAGAGUGUGAAGCAUGAGAACACCUAAUGGGACCUCAUAGCCAAGUACUACUAGGGAAAGAGCCCACCCAAGCUCUUCCCCAUGUGA
This is a messenger RNA of Sciurus carolinensis (gray squirrel), 460 nucleotides long. Its product is annotated as SREBP regulating gene protein-like. The record is from RefSeq and is a predicted model, not a curated record. Lineage: Eukaryota; Metazoa; Chordata; Mammalia; Rodentia; Sciuridae. The transcript has 2 exons. Gene Ontology annotation, biological process: positive regulation of SREBP signaling pathway.